Molecule: messenger RNA, 339 nt
Organism: Meloidogyne enterolobii
Lineage: Eukaryota; Metazoa; Nematoda; Chromadorea; Rhabditida; Meloidogynidae
Source: the annotation of a GenBank genome assembly
AUGUUUCUAGAGCAGAUUUGUGGAAAUACUUAUUUAGGUUCACAUGGACUGUGGUGUUCAAACUUGGAAAACAAAUGCUGCCUUAAAAGGGCACAUGAUGCUAUGAGUGGAUUAUAUCCCAGUUGUAAACAACUCUCAAAAGUAGUCACAGAUUUACCAGACAAACUUUGCAAAAUGUCAAAAGAAAAAGCUUUGGAGUAUGCUCAUUCAGAGCGUUGUAAAUCCGAAAUAAGUUUGAUUACGUCCAAAUCGCGCGAAACUUGCCACAAAAUUUUUGCUCCUAAUUAUGUAUUAACUCCAGAAUUUUUGAAAUUAUACAUCUUUUCAACUAGAAUUUAA